This is a messenger RNA of Cebus imitator (Panamanian white-faced capuchin), 3202 nucleotides long. It is a transcript of the gene TXNRD3, whose product is annotated as thioredoxin reductase 3. The record is from RefSeq and is a predicted model, not a curated record. Gene Ontology annotation, biological process: cell redox homeostasis; cellular response to oxidative stress; glutathione metabolic process. The transcript has 22 exons. The coding region runs from base 1 to 2796 and encodes 931 amino acids. Gene Ontology annotation, cellular component: mitochondrion; cytosol. Gene Ontology annotation, molecular function: thioredoxin-disulfide reductase (NADPH) activity; glutathione-disulfide reductase (NADPH) activity; flavin adenine dinucleotide binding. NCBI's taxonomy places the organism in Eukaryota, Metazoa, Chordata, Mammalia, Primates, Cebidae.
AUGCGGUGGAGGGGCUGGGAAAUCCUGGCUAACGGAGGCUCCACUGUGCUUGAACUAUACCGUAUGGAACAUGCGGCUUCUGAGGGCAGCCGAACGGAUGGCUGCUUAGCUGGCCAAACAGCCCAGGGACAGCUGGGAUUCUCUGCACCCCAGCAGCUGCCCCUGGGGCUGUGCCACAAGAAGGUCGCCCCUUAUCACAGCUCUCCUGAGUGGCACUGGCUGGAGUGGGAGAGCCAGUGGAUACAGAUGGCCAAGGAUUCCAGGAUACCAGAAAUUGUAGAAAUCAGCUGCAUCUCCAAUAACUACUACUCCGCAUCUUUUGCCAGCAGACAAUACCUCUGCCGUGGAGGAAUAAAAUACGUUCUUAAGCCGCAGUGCCACCUCGCGGCCGCCUUCAGAAGUGCAUGCUGCGACCUGGCGAGAAGCCCCGCGGGGAGGUACCUCCGUCCAGCCCAACGGGCUGCCUGCCUGGCCGGCGAGGAAGAGCGCGUCCCUGCCGGGCCCACGCUGCUGAAAGUGGAAACGGGUUCUGCAGGAUGCUUCGGCGUGCACCGAAUUCGCUCAAGAAUCCUCUACUUGCCAGGCUCUGUGCCCUGGGAUGGGGGCGCAGAGAGAGGAACGAGUAAACGACAUUGCACAGAGGCCAUCUCCGAGCGGCAUCACCAAGACUGUGUGAUGUCUGGACGCGCGCACAACCUGGAGAUAAAGAGGCUCGCGCUUGGGGGCGAGCAGCGGCCUCGCGGAUUCGUGCGGGUGUGGAUCGUGGGCAGCAAGAGCAGCGUUCGCCACACCUCAGCCCCGGUCCCGGCACCGCCGCCUUCUGCGUUUCGGUUUGUGAGCGGGCCCGGCCCGGCCGGGAGCGAGAGCGAAACCCUGGAGCAGUCGCCGAAGUCGCCGGGUCCGGGAAAGGCAGGCGAUGCCCCCAACCGCCGACCGGGCCACGUCCGCGGCGCGCGCGUGGCGUCGCCGCCUGAGCGCCGCGCUCGCCUGGCGUCCCCCGGGCCCAGCAGCUCUUCCGAGGCCCGCGAGGAGCUGCGCCGCCGCCUUCUGGGCCUCAUCGAGCGCGGCGGGGUGGUGAUCUUCAGCAAGAGCUACUGUCCCCACAGCACGCGGGUGAAAGAACUCUUUUCUUCCUUGGGAGCUGAAUGUUAUGUCUUGGAACUUGAUCAAGUUGAUGAUGGGGCCAAGAUUCAAGAAGUGCUGUUAGAAAUCACUAAUCAGAAAACCGUGCCCAAUAUUUUUGUGAAUAAAGUGCAUGUAGGUGGAUGUGACCAAACUUUCCAGGCAUAUCAGAGUGGUUUGUUGCAGAAGCUCCUUCAUGAGGAUUCAGCAUAUGAUUAUGACCUGAUCGUCAUCGGUGGUGGUUCUGGUGGCCUUUCGUGUGCAAAGGAAGCUGCCAUUUUGGGAAAGAAAGUUAUGGUGCUAGACUUUGUUGUCCCGUCACCUCAGGGCACAUCUUGGGGUCUUGGUGGCACUUGUGUAAAUGUAGGUUGUGUUCCUAAGAAAUUGAUGCAUCAGGCUGCCCUUUUGGGGCAGGCAUUACAUGACUCAAGGAAGUUUGGCUGGGAGUAUAAUCAACAAGUGACGCACAACUGGGAGACGAUGACAAAAGCGAUUCAGAACCACAUCCGCUCUCUAAACUUUGGCUACGGGUUGUCUUUGAGGGAAAAGGCUGUGGCCUAUGUCAAUUCCUAUGGAGAAUUUGUUGAACAUCACAAAAUAAAGGCAACCAAUAAAAAAGGACAGGAAACUUAUUAUACUGCUGCACAGUUUGUCAUAGCAACGGGUGAAAGGCCGCGGUAUUUAGGAAUCCAAGGAGAUAAAGAAUACUGUAUUACCAGUGAUGACCUUUUUUCUCUGCCUUAUUGCCCUGGCAAAACGUUAGUGGUGGGUGCCUCUUACGUCGCCCUGGAGUGUGCAGGGUUUCUGGCUGGCUUUGGCCUAGAUGUCACAGUUAUGGUACGCUCAAUCCUUCUCCGUGGCUUUGACCAAGAAAUGGCAGAGAAAGUGGGUUCCUAUAUGGAGCAGCAUGGUGUGAGGUUCCUAUGGAAAUUCAUACCUGUGAUGGUUCAACAGUUGGAGAAAGGUUCACCUGGAAAGCUGAAAGUAUUGGCUAAAUCCACUGAAGGAACAGAAACAAUUGAAGAAGUCUAUAACACAGUUUUGUUAGCUAUUGGUCGUGACUCCUGUACAAGGAAAAUAGGGUUGGAGAAGAUUGGUGUCAAAAUUAAUGAGAAAAGUGGAAAAAUACCUGUAAAUGAUGUGGAACAGACCAGUGUUCCAUAUGUCUAUGCUGUUGGGGAUAUUUUGGAGGGUAAGCCAGAGCUCACUCCUGUCGCCAUACAGUCAGGCAAGCUGCUAGCUCGGAGACUUUUUGGGGCCUCUUUAGAAAAGUGUGAUUAUAUUAAUGUUCCAACUACGGUGUUUACUCCUCUGGAGUAUGGUUGCUGUGGAUUAUCUGAAGAGAAGGCUAUUGAAGUAUAUAAAAAAGAGAAUCUAGAAAUAUAUCAUACUUUGUUCUGGCCUCUUGAAUGGACAGUAGCUGGCAGAGAGAACAACACUUGUUACGCAAAGAUAAUCUGCAAUAAAUUCGACCAUGAUCGGGUGAUAGGGUUUCAUAUUCUUGGACCAAAUGCCGGUGAGGUUACCCAAGGCUUUGCAGCUGCAAUGAAAUGCGGUCUCACAAAACAGCUACUUGAUGACACCAUUGGAAUUCACCCCACAUGUGGGGAGGUGUUCACAACUUUGGAAAUCACAAAAUCCUCAGGACUAGACAUCACUCAGAAAGGCUGCUGAGGCUAGGCCUGCUGCUGUUUAGUUUUCUUUGUCAUUCUCAUUUCUCUCAAAGAUAAGAAUGUUCUCAGAUAAAAUGAGCCUGUGCUCAUGACAGCUGCUCUGUUACUCAGGGACCAGUACAGGGCUCUCUUAUGACACUGAGAUGAGAAAGUAGACAAGGAGACAGGACAGCAGCAGGCAUCUGCCUUGUGGCCUCACUGACUGCGAGAAGCAGUGGGACUGCUUCCUUGAUGCCUUAGCUCGCAGCCCCGUUAUGAGGUGAGCCAAGGCUGAUUCUCGCAAGCGAGGACUGAGCUUUCCUUGGAAAGACCGUUGAGUGGCACCAUUCACCUAAGUUAGCUUUUCUGGUCGCCGGUUAUCCCCUGUGCUUUGUUGUUUCUAUUAAAAUAUAUUUUCAGUUAUGAAA